AUGGAACAAAAAUUUACAUAUAUAUCAAGUAUAUCAUCAUCUGCAACUUACACACCGGAAACAAAAUUAGAUAUUAUUGCAUUUGCAAUGGGUAAUCCAGCAAAUAAGACAAAAGCAAAAUUAAGUAAAAACAAUGAAAAUUUAUUAGGCUCUGAUAUGGCCAAUUUAUUUACUAAACGAUAUAAUUAUGAACUACAACGUUGUUCACAAUUUUAUUCGUUGGCGAGUAUUUAUAAUGAAACAUCUACGAAAGAUAAACAUCGAAUGAAAAUAAAAAAUAUGAAAAAAAUUUAUUCGACUGGGCGAAAAUAUAUUGCACGAUUCUUUAUAUGUUCUUAA
Messenger RNA from Rotaria sp. Silwood1, 339 nucleotides. The record is from the annotation of a GenBank genome assembly. NCBI's taxonomy places the organism in Eukaryota, Metazoa, Rotifera, Eurotatoria, Philodinida, Philodinidae.